Manacus vitellinus (golden-collared manakin) is the source of this 731-nucleotide messenger RNA. RefSeq names its product plasminogen-like. Bases 1 to 606 code for a protein of 201 amino acids. The record is from RefSeq and is a predicted model, not a curated record. NCBI's taxonomy places the organism in Eukaryota, Metazoa, Chordata, Aves, Passeriformes, Pipridae. The transcript has 5 exons. Gene Ontology annotation, molecular function: serine-type endopeptidase activity. Gene Ontology annotation, biological process: proteolysis.
AUGGACAUUGAAGAAAUACAAAACUCACCAUGUGCAAUCAUUUCCAAUAGGUCCUCACGGCCAUCUUCAUAUAGAGUAUACCUUGGAUUACACAAAGAAGCAGCGUUAGAGCCAUCAGUACAAAAACUUGAUGUGGAGAAAUUGUUCAAGGAGCCACGCAGGGCAGACAUUGCUCUGCUAAAACUCAGCAGCCCAGCAGUCAUUAAUGAUCAUGUAAUCCCGGUUUGUUUACCAAAAGAAAAUACUGUGUUAGGAGGAAGAGAGGAGUGCUAUGUCACGGGCUGGGGGGAUACAAGAGGAACUGGUGGUACUGGUUACUUAAAGGAAACUGGAUUUCCUGUAAUUGAGAAUAAAAUAUGCAACCGCCCUGAAUUUUUGAAUGGUAGAGUCAAAAACAGUGAGCUCUGUGCUGGGAAUAUUCAUGGUGGCACAGACACCUGUCAGGGGGACAGUGGAGGACCUCUAGUCUGUCUGGACCAAGAUAAAUUUGUUCAACAUGGAGUCACCUCUUGGGGCCUUGGCUGUGCCCAACCCAUGAAACCUGGUGUUUAUGUUCGAGUUUCCAACUAUAUUCCUUGGAUUAAAAGUGUAAUGGAAAGCAACUGAUCCUGGCUAUGGACUGCCCCCUCCUGGGAAGAAGGACGCACAUCAGAAAUACAAGAUUCCAAGUGCAAUAGUAAAGCUACAAUCAUUCAUAAGAAAGUAAAAUAAAUAUGAUCAUCCAUUUUAAA